AUGGAAAUUGUGGAAGACUAUCAAGAUAGUGUUGACAAUGAUAAAAAUAAUGUUAUUCGUGAAUUCGUAGGAAAGUUUCAGUUACUUGUUCCUUCAGGAAUAUUUAGUUUUAGUUACUACAAUGGAUCAACUAUACCAAUGAGCGAGAAAGACAAGAAGUUUGAACACAUAUUUCUAGAAACUGUUGGUAUUUUAUGUUGCAUACUUGGAUCAACAGCAAUAAUUUUAGAGACUGGAUUUAGAUUGAAAACAACUAUACAUGCAACUACAGGUCACAUAUUUUUGGAAUUUUCGUAA
This is a messenger RNA of Parnassius apollo (apollo), 297 nucleotides long. The record is from the annotation of a GenBank genome assembly. Lineage: Eukaryota; Metazoa; Arthropoda; Insecta; Lepidoptera; Papilionidae.